AUGACGGUGAAUGGACAUAAAAGGGGAAAAGCAGAAAAGGUGACGGUAGUUCUCGGUGGCCCACGACUAGACGAGCUUGAAUCAAAUCAGGUGAAGGUAGAAUCCUCUGAAUUCAUCAUUCCUGAGGGCUACAAAUCAGGUGCAUACGAAUGGGAUCUUGGACUUAUAAAACUUAGCGAACCCGUGGAAUUAGCUGACAAUAUACAACCAGUAAAACUAGCUGAGGGAGACGAUAAUUAUGCUGGAGACGUAGCAACUGUGUCUGGAUGGGGCGCUACAUAUCAAGCUCAGUACUUCCUUGAACCAGUUUUGAGAUGGAUAGAAUCCGUAAUAAUAUCCUAUCGCGAGUGUAUUAAAGAGAAUACACCGUACAAACAAAUGAUUGUAGAAGGAAGUAACAUUUGUCAAUUGGCUGAGGCUAACAGCGCUUGCCAUGGGGAUGCUGGUGCCCCCUUGACCCUGGAUGGCGUACAAAUUGGUCUAGUUUUGUUCACCCAAUAUAACUGCUUCCAAGGACACCCCGUCGUUUAUACCAGAGUAGCCACUUAUAUUGACUGGAUCAAAGGAAACUCAGAUAUUUAGAAAUAAUAUAUGACUAUAAAUUGCUGUUAAAUGAAUAGCUUAAAGCAAGACUUACAUAUAUGCAUACAUUUUUAUGUUACAAUAUCUAAAUAAAACCUAUUAUUAUUA
Anoplophora glabripennis (Asian longhorned beetle) is the source of this 690-nucleotide messenger RNA. Its product is annotated as chymotrypsin-like. The coding region runs from base 1 to 582 and encodes 193 amino acids. Gene Ontology annotation, molecular function: serine-type endopeptidase activity. Gene Ontology annotation, biological process: proteolysis. The transcript has 2 exons. Lineage: Eukaryota; Metazoa; Arthropoda; Insecta; Coleoptera; Cerambycidae. The record is from RefSeq and is a predicted model, not a curated record.